Messenger RNA from Tupaia belangeri chinensis (Chinese tree shrew), 696 nucleotides. RefSeq lists its product as uncharacterized. The transcript has 3 exons. Bases 416 to 667 code for a protein of 83 amino acids. The record is from RefSeq and is a predicted model, not a curated record. NCBI's taxonomy places the organism in Eukaryota, Metazoa, Chordata, Mammalia, Scandentia, Tupaiidae.
ACGCUGGGCAGUACAGGGGCCAGGCAGUUAGCAGCAGUCAGGGGCCUGGAAAUCCACUCCUCUGCUGAUCGUCUUAGGUGUAUGUACUGUGUGCCCACCCAUUCCUUUGAGUUUCAGCUCCUGUGAGAAAACAAUCCACCUCCCUGCUCCACCUUGUUCUUUCACUUGGGUCACCUGCCCAGAGCUAUUGGAGGCUUGGGGGACAGAAAGGGGAGGGGCACGGUGUAACCUAACACCUUUGUUCCCCCUUUUCAGUGGAUUAGUGUUAACUACUCUGACGUGGGUCCCCUCAGCAGGUGAGACAGUGUUCCCUCUGCCCUGCCUUUCAGUGCCUGCUGCAGACGCCUAGCCCUGCCCCACCCACUGCAGGACCAGGAGGGCACUGUGACUCUGGGGACAGAGCCCCCAAAGGCCAAUGCGAGACCGGCUGGAAGAGGCCGGGGGGGAAGUACUUACACAGCUGGCGUCUGGAAGUACUGCUUCGCCGACUCCGGGCUUCCCAGCAGGCCAGGCGCCUGGCAGCAACGUGGCAGUGCUGGGUAGAUGCUCUAGGGACGGAGCAGCUGGCACGUACUCUGCUCAGGCAGUGGCGUCUGGGAUGGACCUGGAGGCUGUGGCGACAGCAGGUCCUGCGACUGCAGGUGGCUCAGCGGUUACAGCAGCGUGAAGACAGCUGGGCCCUUUACCAGGUACUGG